This is a messenger RNA of Drosophila miranda, 781 nucleotides long. RefSeq names its product glutaredoxin-C4. The record is from RefSeq and is a predicted model, not a curated record. Gene Ontology annotation, molecular function: glutathione disulfide oxidoreductase activity. Gene Ontology annotation, biological process: cellular response to oxidative stress. Gene Ontology annotation, cellular component: cytoplasm. Bases 5 to 520 code for a protein of 171 amino acids. The transcript is spliced from 5 exons. Lineage: Eukaryota; Metazoa; Arthropoda; Insecta; Diptera; Drosophilidae.
AUAAAUGGUAUUUUCUAGAAAUAUUAAAUUUAUUUUAACCAAAUUCGAGAUGCUGUCGAUUAUUGUCAGAUGUUUGCCGAUUGCUCAUCAACGCUUAUCAAAUCAACGAUCUUCGCCGCAAUCGCUUUCGACGCAGCCCGUGAAAUUUCCGUUCCCCCUCCUGGAUUUUGAUCAUAUGGGCUCUAUUGGUUCAUCGCUGCGGUCACAAACCAUCGACAUGUCUUCGAAGUCUGCAAAGUUUGUUGAGAACACCAUUGCCAGCCAUAAGGUGGUGAUAUUUAGCAAAACCUUCUGUCCCUACUGCAAAAUGGCAAAGGAGCCAUUCCAGAAGCUCAAUGUGCAGGCCACAGUCAUUGAGCUGGACGGCAAUCCAGACGGCGACGAGAUCCAGACCGUGUUGGGCACGAUUACAGGUGCCAGGACGGUGCCACGAGUCUUUAUUGAUGGAAAAUUCGUUGGUGGCGGCACGGACAUUAAACGAAUGUACGAUACGGGAGAUCUCCAAAAAUACUUUGCCUAAUCGGUGGUGCAACACUAUACUCGUGGAUAUCUGGUAUGAUUUCAGCUAAUAUUGAUCCAUGAGUCAUUGCUGCUAUUCAUGGAGGGGACAAUUUUUCAGUCUGCUAUAUGGAGGAAAUGGUGCCACCGGAGCACCAAGGAACGAAAAGAAUAACUAGUCCAAUGAAAUAUGUAUUUCUAGCACGUUAUAGUUUGAGGGAAAAUUGUUCACUAAUGAGACGACAUGUAUAAAAUGUAUAAAGAUUGACUGCCACAUGCUCUA